GUCAAAUAAAAUAGUGAGUGGGUAGGGCUGUCGGUUGGGGUCGAAUGUGAAACGCGUAAACUUUCGAAGGUUAAAACUACUUUUAUCGAAAUAAAGUGGGAGAAAUCAGAAACUUGUAUUCGAAGAAGCUAAGAGGACGUGUGUUUCGCAACAUAUGUUUCGUGAAAAAUAAUUAAUUGCAGUGUUUAAAAAUGGCCAGAGCGUUUACAAUUUUUGUGCUAACGGUGUUUUGUGUGGUAUUCGUGAACACUGAUGAACCCGCUUUGAAAUUUUACCAAGAAAAGAACUACCAUGAAGCGCAAGAUCUGACGGAUGCAGAUGUAAAGAACUUGGCAAAGCUUUCAGACAGAGUACAUUUCAGACAGGUCCUCGAUGAGAUAUUGAUACCGCGUGUUGUUGGUACUCCCAACCACGAGAAGGUCGGCAAUUAUAUCGUUAACGAGAUGAAAGGCCUCGGAUGGGAUGUCACAGAGGACGUGUUCCCGGAUAAGACGCCUGUCUUUGGCACCCUGAACUUUAGGAAUAUUAUUGCCAGGUUGAACCCGAAUGCUGAUAGGUACUUGGUGCUCGCCUGUCAUUAUGAUAGCAAGUAUACCAGGGAGCACGUUUUUAUUGGCGCGACGGACUCCGCGGUGCCUUGUGCUAUGAUGAUAAAUCUCGCCAAGGUCAUGUCCACAUUACUAGACCCAUUGAAAACCAGCUCGCCAAGCCUGAUGUUCAUAUUCUUUGAUGGAGAGGAGGCCUUCCGUCACUGGGGACCGAAGGACUCCAUUUAUGGUGCACGACAUUUGGCGAGCACGUGGAACGACAUGCAUUACAAAGACGGCGCGAAUCAUUUGCAGAGAAUGGACGUGUUGGUGCUCCUAGAUCUGCUCGGUACACCGGACCCGGCGUUCUACAGCUACUUCAAAACGACUGAGCGCUGGUACGUGCGCCUGGCGAGCGCUGAACAGCGGCUGGGCGAGUUGAAACAGCUGACCGGAUAUUCGCAGGGGAAACCGGAACAGACGUAUUUCAAACUGGCCAGUUCGAAUUCGUUCAUUGAAGAUGAUCAUGUUCCAUUCAUGAGGAGGGAUGUAGACAUCUUGCAUCUUAUUCCGAACCCGUUCCCAAGCGUGUGGCACACAGCCGAUGACAACAUCAACGCGUUAGACUUCAACACCAUCGACAAUUUAAACAAAAUCCUGCGAGUGUUCGUCGCCGAAUACCUCCAUGUUAGCCCAUAGCGUUUGUGGCGCUUCUUGUGAUAUUAUUACUCUGUGGACUUUGAUUACUCUGUCUGAUUUUAUCUGUGUGCAAUUUGGCGCGAAACGACUGUCGUAGCGGAAAUAAAAGUUGAAGCGUUGUUUCAAUAUUGCGUAAUGAAAAUAAUUUACUGAAGUUUUUGGUUUCAAUUUGAGAUUGAUUAUAAUAUUGUUAAAUGUUACGUAUACCACGUAUAUAUAAAUAAGGAAACAAAAACUCAACUUAUGUGUACACCUCAGACCAAUAAAAAUAGAUACAUGUCGCAGCAAACUGACUAAAUCAGUUAUUUCAUUAAUAGCCUAGGUUGGGUUGACUUUACUGAACUGUUAAAUUUACUACAACAAUAUAAAGCCCUAUCGUUUAAUAUAUUAACAAAAAAUAUGAGCCUAGGAUAUUAAUGAAAUGGCUGAUUUUACGUGAUGUAAAAUAAAAUUAACAGAGACUGGUACGUUCAAGUAAAAUCCCAUAUAUUAAAAUUUGUAAGAUGUGAUUACAUAUUUUUGUUAUAUAAUAGAUACACACAACAACGAAAUAAACAGUAGUUUGUAGAUACUUAUUUAACAAACUUCUUUCUCAUCAUUUAAAUUAAUUCCAUACGUACAAAAUUUGUUAAAAUCAUUAAAUAAUACUUUUGUAAUUCCCCUUAGACAAUAGCCAAAAAAAUAUCGCUAAAGUACCUACAUACUUAAAAAUUCCAAUGUUGCAGCAAUGGCGAAAACUUCACGUACGUAAGACAUUCCAUUUAAUUCCAAUUGUAUAUGUGUCUAUUGUGUAAGCGUAUAUAAAAAUGACAUGUGUCAUUGAUUAUUAUUAUACGUAAAUUGACAGACCUUCGUGUUGUUAUGCAUUAUUUAACAUUCGUAUAGGUGUCGUCUAUUUAAUGUUGCAACUAUUUAUAUAUAUGAUAAUCAUGAUUUCGGCAUUAUACUGAAUGUCUAGAACGAUUUUAGAGGCCUAAAUGUUUUCAAUUUCAUUAAUAUAACGAUGAAUUUUAAUAAAAAAUAUAGACCUGUUUAUCUAUAAACAUUACAAGGGGGAAAAUUGUAAAAAAAAAUUAUAUUACGUUAUGUUAAUACGUAAUUUUUUAAGAAAGUACCUAAUACCAACAUUCUUUAUACAUUUGUGAUGUAUAAAUUGUAUUUUUAUUAAAAUAAUAUACUAAAAUAUUGUAAUUCCAUGUUAUCGCUCACGCUUUACUGUGAGAAUAAGAUGGAAUUAUUAUCGUACUAUUUUCGUAAGAAUAUUAAUAAAAGAUCGUGUUGAUAAAAAUGUACGUUAACGCUUUAAAUGGAGAUUGCCUUUGAUUAAUAUUUAAUAAGGAAAACGGUUCUUGCUCUCGUAUCUAUUUAUAAAAAAAUGAUGUAUAUAAUUUGACUUAAGAAAAAAUUAAAUACCUAUAAUAUAACUAUGUUGUUAAUUUACGUCUUUGUUUUUGAGUUCCUACAGACGGUUGUGCUUUUAAAAUUUAUAUUUGUGCGAGUAAAUUUCAAUGAACUCACACAUGGAUGAAAUCUUUAUAUGUGCUUUUUUAUUGUUACAAAACCAUACACCCGCUACAAAAUUAAUGUUUCAAUACAAUGUUUUGUACUUAAUGGACUAUAUUUUAUGUUUGUAUAGAUUCUCUUUAAUUUUAAUUACAAACACUGAACAAUUACUUAAGUGACGUACAUAAAUGUAUCUCUUAUUAGUGUUAAAAUGAGAAAUAAAAUAUUCUAUCGUUAUUGAAAAUACAAUGAUGAA
Zerene cesonia (dogface butterfly) is the source of this 2985-nucleotide messenger RNA. RefSeq names its product glutaminyl-peptide cyclotransferase (gene isoQC). The record is from RefSeq and is a predicted model, not a curated record. Lineage: Eukaryota; Metazoa; Arthropoda; Insecta; Lepidoptera; Pieridae. Gene Ontology annotation, molecular function: zinc ion binding; glutaminyl-peptide cyclotransferase activity. The transcript has 5 exons. The coding region runs from base 192 to 1226 and encodes 344 amino acids.